Messenger RNA from Anthonomus grandis grandis, 1323 nucleotides. RefSeq names its product pyrimidodiazepine synthase-like. Gene Ontology annotation, biological process: glutathione metabolic process. Lineage: Eukaryota; Metazoa; Arthropoda; Insecta; Coleoptera; Curculionidae. The record is from RefSeq and is a predicted model, not a curated record. The transcript is spliced from 5 exons. Gene Ontology annotation, cellular component: cytoplasm. Gene Ontology annotation, molecular function: glutathione dehydrogenase (ascorbate) activity; glutathione transferase activity. Bases 192 to 929 code for a protein of 245 amino acids.
UUUCGUUGCUAGGAAUCAGCUGUUUUCGCUUUUCGAUCGCGUCAUUCUCGUUUUUGUGGUUUUUGGGUUUGUAGAGUGCGCGACGCGUAUAAAAAUAAAUCAAUAAACGCCACCGGUCAAUAGUUUUUGUUGCUUUAGCCCAUAUUUUCGUAUACUUUUGGAGUCCAAACCGUAUUUUUUGUAAAUACAAGAUGAACAGUCCGCAUUUAGCAAGAGGUUCAAGGCAGCCCUCUCCACCACCGAAGGGCAAGCUACGCUUAUACAGCAACAGAUUUUGUCCCUAUGCCCAAAGGGUCAUGUUGGUAUUAGAUGCUAAAAAGAUUGCUUAUGAUGUGGUCAACAUUAAGCUCUACAGUAAACCAGAAUGGUUCUAUGAUGUGUGUCCAAGCGGUAGAAUCCCCGCACUAGAACUCGAAACUGGCGACGUACUCUAUGACAGUUUGGUGAUUGCGGAUUAUUUAGACGAAAAAUAUCGGGCUCAUCAUCUACACAGCCAGGACCCAUUACAGAAAGCCAAGGAUAAAUUAUUGAUUGAGGAAUUUAGUAGAAUAGUCAACGCGACUUCUCGAUGCAUACAAAGUAUUGGUCGUGGUCUGGACAGUGACGACGUAAUAGUCAAUGGCCUCGCGCGUUUCGAACAUGAACUCGCCAAUAAUAGAGGCACGCCAUUCUUCGGUGGUGUAAAGCCGGGAAUGUUAGACUUGAUGAUCUGGCCUUGGUGCGAAAGAGCCGAAAUUCUCAAAUUUUUCGGUUCAGUCAAUUUGCUGAAUAAGGACAAAUACAAGAAACUGAUGGAAUGGUCCAGAAGGAUGUCUGAGGAACCCAGCGUAAAAAGAAGCAUGAUGGACUCCGACACACAUAUUAAAUAUUUGCAAUCUUACAGGGCCGGAAGACCAGAUUACGAUAUGAUACUUAAUUCUACCAAUUAAAACGUAAUAAUAAUAAUAUAUCAUAAUAUGCACUAUGAGCACAAAAUUACAUGAAAUAUGUGUUUUUUUUUGGUAAAACAUAUGUUGGUACAAUUGUUCAUAAUAUAUUUAUCAUCGUUGGUGUUUAUUUAUCACAAAGUGAUAACGAAUAAUGCAAGCUUACCCAUAAGCAUUUUUUAGAUAUAAGUUCUGAAUUAAAACGAUUAAACAUUACUAACUACUAGGUAGACAAAAUGAAAUCUAUAUUAAUGUUAAAGCUAUAAUAUUAUUAUUUGAAGUUAUUGUCUAGACUGGCAGUUGAGUUGAGGGCAAUCGAUGUUUAAGAUAUAACGUUAAAGGCAUUUAUGUUGGUUAUAAAUAUUUUUGAGAUUAUUUAAUAAAGUAUUUCAGUUUG